Messenger RNA from Symbiodinium natans, 1032 nucleotides. The record is from the annotation of a GenBank genome assembly. Lineage: Eukaryota; Dinophyceae; Suessiales; Symbiodiniaceae.
AUGGUUCGGGCUUUCCUACUGCUCCCGGCCCUCGUGAGCUUCACGAUUGGCUCGUCGAGCCCCGACGAGGGCUGCGAGCUCACAGAGGCUGGGAAGUUCCUGAAGCACAAGUUGCCGGAGCUUCAGGGCAUGACGGCCUCAGCUCGUGCGAGAGGUCUUGCCAAUGAUGCGACAUGUCCUGCAGCGUGCGGCUGGUGCAACAUGAUCGCGGCGAAUGACAGUGUCAAAGUGAGGGAAAACAUUUCGUACGGACAGGCCUACAACAUUGAAACGGGGCGGAAUGAGGUUUUGUACAUGGACGAGUACACGGUACCGGAGACCCAGCCUGGCGUGGAUCGUAAGCCUGUGAUGGUCGUCAUCCAUGGUGGCGGCUACAUGAAGAGCAGCAACAAGAACUCGCUUUGGGCUCCGAUCGUCUCGCGAUUUUUUGCAAUGUACGGCUUCCACACCGUGUCCAUCGAGUAUCGACGCUUGGGCGACUACUGCGCAGAAUCCUUGACGAACCCGAAGCCGGGCUGUCCCGAAGUUAUGUUUGGCAAUCCCGUUGAGGACGCCAGGGCGGCGAUUCGCUUCCUCCAAGAGAACCAGGAGACUCUUUCCAUCGACACCUCGACGAUUGGAGCGUUUGGAUGUUCGGCUGGUGGUUGGACGGUCACGCACCUCCUGAUGACGAACUACGGUGAGGGAAAAUCUGGAAAUCUGGAGAAUCCGCCUGCGGUGCACGCAGGCGUGUCCUUGUCAGGAGGCUUUGUGGAAGUGAUGAAUCCGUGGAGAAAGACGAGAUACGGCAGCAUCGCACCCUACAUGGCCAUCUAUGGUACCAGCGAUGCCCUUUGCCCAUCCUUCAUGAGCACGGAUGCCAUCACGUUGGCAGAGUCCUUGGGUGCCGAGACUCGGCUCCUUGCCGUACCCGAUGGAAAGCACUGCCCAAACGUGAUCACGCCUCCCUCGCCCGACUACGCCUUUGACCAAGUCAUGGGCUUUCUUGCAAAGUCCCUUGAGCUCUGCGGGGAGAGGACCCUCCUUCCGUGA